This is a messenger RNA of Anopheles coluzzii, 2640 nucleotides long. Its product is annotated as peptide transporter family 1-like. The record is from RefSeq and is a predicted model, not a curated record. The transcript has 6 exons. Lineage: Eukaryota; Metazoa; Arthropoda; Insecta; Diptera; Culicidae. Gene Ontology annotation, biological process: transmembrane transport; oligopeptide transport. Gene Ontology annotation, molecular function: dipeptide transmembrane transporter activity. Gene Ontology annotation, cellular component: membrane. Bases 160 to 2313 code for a protein of 717 amino acids.
AUUGCUCAGUCUGCCAAUACACCUUGUACGGAAAGUGUGUUACAAUUACUCUUGCAAGAGCUUGCCAUCGAUAGAUCAUCUGACUAAGUGUUAGAAUGAUUUAUUAAAAGUAUUUAAUAGGUGUUUGGUUUUGAUUGUUAAAACAAAAAUUUCAAGAAGAUGGUCGAUACAUCUAAAGAAGAAGCACCAGCUGCUACGCAAGAGGUUGGGGAUAUCGAAGGAGAACCUAAGAAGCUCAAGUAUCCCCGAGCCAUUCCGUUUAUCAUCAGCAAUGAGUUCUGCGAACGGUUUAACUAUUAUGGCAUGCGAACUGUGCUUGUGCUCUAUCUCACCAGGAAGUUGGACUUCGACGAUGACACGGCGACGGUGCUGUAUCACACUUUCACCACAUUGGUGUAUUUUAUGUGUGUGAUCGGUGCGAUCAUUGCUGACAGUUGGUUGGGCAAAUUUCGUACAAUACUAUACCUAUCCAUUGUGUAUACGAUCGGGAGUGGAUGCAUCACACUGGGAGCUAUCCCUACCUGGGAUCUGGAUGCACGUGCGAUGACCAUUGCUGGAUUGCUGCUGAUCGCUUUCGGCUCUGGUGGCAUUAAACCAUGUGUUGCCGCGUUCGGGGGCGAGCAAUUUAAGCUACCAGAACAGGCAAAAUAUCUGGCACUAUUUUUUUCAAUGUUUUACUUUGCGGUAAAUUCUGGCUCGUUCGUGUCGACCAUGGUAACGCCAAUUCUACGGGAAGAUGUGAAAUGCUUCGACGACGAUGAUUGUUUCCCGUUAGCAUUCGGAGUGCCCGGAGUACUGAUGGUGAUAUCCAUUAUCAUAUUCAUCAUUGGCAAACCACUCUACAAAAUAUCCGCACCCGCGGGCAAUAUGUUUGUGAAGGUUUCUAAAUGUAUUUGGACGGCCAUCCGGACGAGAUCACGUGAGAAAUCCAUCAACCCUCGUGAACAUUGGUUGGAUUACUCUGAAAAGCGCUGGGGACGCCAGCUGGUCGAUGAAACACGCAUUUUGCUCAACGUACUGAAGUUGUAUAUUCCGCUGCCAGUGUUUUGGGCGCUUUUCGACCAACAGGGAUCACGUUGGACUUUCCAAGCAACCCGCAUGGAUGGCGAUCUGGGUUUUUGGACGAUCAAGCCGGAUCAAAUGCAAGUGAUAAAUCCUCUGUUGAUUUUGGUAUUUAUUCCACUGUAUGAGGUCGCUUUCUACCCGCUGCUGAGUCUAAUCGGAAUUCGGCGACCGCUACAGAAGCUAACUCUCGGUGGAAUAUUUGCUGGCUUAGCCUUUGUUAUAUCGACCAUUGUGGAGAUUCAGCUGGAAUCGACGUAUGCCGUGAUGCCGAAAGCGGGCGAAGCUCAGUUGCGAAUAUUCAACGGCAUGCCCUGUGACUAUCGCAUUCAGUCCAACAUUCCCGAACACGCCGACUUUACGCUGAAGAGUAUGAGCAUGUUCGAAGAGAAGUACCUAAAUGUGAAAGGAAGCGCUACAUACACGUACACACUUUCAUCCACUGGCCCUGGACCAAAUUGCGCGGUGGCAGAGGAACAGCGCACCUUUGUGGUGGACGAAGAAAAACAGUUGUCGUACUUUAUACGCAAACAAGAUUCGGGCAUCAGUCUUUUGAGAUAUGAAGAUGAUACCGAAAAGUCUUCCAAGGGUUACCCCGUGUUCCGCGUGCUCGGGAAUACAGCCACUAACCGGACGGUGGUGUUCCGAGACAUUGACUCAUCCGAUGCGUUCGAUAGACACAAGAACGGGUCGUAUGUAUACGAUCGGGUGGAAUCCUAUCCUUCUGAUUACGAAAUAUAUGUAGAUGGAGAGCUUACAUUGACCUACACAAUGCGACUUGGCGGUGUGUAUGCAUUCAUCGUAAGCGAUAUCGAUGGCAUGAGCACUACCCCUAUCAUCGUCACCGAACCGAACUCGGUCAACAUGCUUUGGCUCAUCCCCCAGUAUGUGGUAAUGACGCUUGGAGAGGUUAUGUACUCUAUAACGGGACUGGAAUUCUCAUUCACACAAGCUCCGGAGAGCAUGAAAUCCGUCCUGCAAGGAUGUUGGCAAUUAACAGUCGCUGUGGGUAAUCUGAUUGUGGUUAUCGUAGCAGAAGCAAAAAUCUUCGAUGAACAGAAAUGGGAGUUUGUACUGUUUGCUGUGUUGAUGUUUGUCGACAUGGGUCUGUUUUCUAUAUUGGCAUGGCGUUAUAAACAAAUUCCACUGAAAAACUAUGACGAAGAAGAUGAUCCAAAUGCUACGCUACCCAUCGACCAGAAGGAAGAGAGUGGGCUCGAUAAUCCUGUGUUUAAGAAAUCAGAUGAGUAGAGAUGAUACAUCACUAUGAUGCCGAAACUAUGCAAUAGUGUGCGACAUAAACCUUAUCAAAACGAAAGGCAUAACAGUUGCGAGUCAAAAUCAAGCUAAGGCGUAGCAACAUCGAGGGGUCCGUGUGAAACAGCCGCAUAGAGAUGGAAAGAGAGAGAUAGAAAGAGAGAGAGAGAGAGAGAGAGAGAGAGAGAGAUAGAAAGAGAGAGAGAAAGAGAGAGAGAGAGAGAGAGAGAGAGAGAGAGAGAGAGAUUUGAUUAAUGAUUUGGGGUGAAAUAAUAAAUUUUCUAUGAAAAUUUUUGCUUAAUAAAUAAUUUGUCCAUGCAA